UGACGUCAUCAUGGCAUAAGUAACGCUGCUCCGAGCAGUAAUGGAGUCGUUAUGCGAUCGAUUUCCCCUCCAUAAGGCGGUUUUUGAGGGAAAUCUGCGGAAGGUUUCGGGCCGUUUACGUAGCUGCGAUAUAGAAGAAAGAGAUGUUCAUGGUAAGGAACUCUUUUUGUCGAAUCUUAAUUUUAUGCAGCAUGUUAUGUUAACUUAUUGCAUUUUCAUUUUAGAAUGUGUGUACUUACUGUUGGCUCAUGGAGCACCAGUAAAGGUGAAGAACAACUUUGGGUGGAGUCCUCUGGCUGAAGCCAUUAGUUAUGGGGACAGACAAAUAAUCACCUCUCUAUUGAAGAAACUAAAACAGCAGUCAAGAGAAGCAUUGGAAGAAAGAAGACCUCAACUGACUGCUGCAUUACAAGAGCUUGGAGACUUUUAUAUAGAGAUCAACUGGGAUUUUCAAAGCUGGGUACCACUUUUGUCCAGAAUAUUGCCAUCAGACACUUGUAAAGUGUUCAAGAAAGGUUGCUCAAUAAGAAUGGAUAGCACAUUAGUAGAUUUCAGUGACAUGAAGUGGCAGCGAGGUGACUUGACGUUUAUUUUCAAUGGCGAUGCAAAAGGAAAGCAAUCCUUUGCAGUGUUAGACAAUGAGAAAAAAGUCUUUCAAAGACUUAGGACAGAGGACACUGAAGCUGAAAUCGAAGAAGAAGUUGACCUUCUAAUGAGCAGUGACAUUGUUUCUGCAAUGAUGUCAACUAAACCCAUCACCUUUAGUCGAUCACAAGCUGGAUGGAUUUGGCGUGCAGAUAGAACAGAAAUGGUUGGACCCUACCUGUCCGAAGUGUACUCCAUAAAUGGAAUGAUGCUUAUCUCCAGAAAACGGCGGGAGCACCUGACAGAGGAGGAUGUGGUCAAAAAUAAGGCCCUCAUUGACACUCUAAGUAAAGGAAGUGGAAAUAUUAUGGACAGUCUCCCAGAGACUUCACGGCGAAAUUCACUUCAUCCACCACCAAAAACUGGCCUGACAUGGGAUGAAUACCUGCUGUAUGACUCUGACAGAUUGCCGCCAUUAGGCCGACCAAUGGUGCUUAAAGAAGACAGGAAAUCUGUUAAAGCCCAUGUAGCGAUGAGUGAAGAAUUCCCUCUUUCUGUUGACCUCAUCCUUAAAGUGCUAGAGGUUGUCGCUCCAUUUAAGCAUUUCAACAAGUUAAAAGAGUUUGUGGCAAUGAAACUUCCAGCUGGAUUUCCCGUCAGAAUAGAGAUACCAGUGUUUCCAACGAUCACAGCUCGUGUGACGUUCCAGGACUUUAAAUCCUGUAACAGCAUUCCCUCUUCAAUGUUCUUUAUACCUCGAGAUUACAAGGUUUGUCAAGCUCUCAAGGAUUUGUUUUCAGGGGAAGGGAGGAUCCUAAUCGGUUCCCAGAUUUGUAGACGGAAUGAAAUUUUACGACAUUGUUUUUGUUCAAAAUCCAUCUUUCGUCAACAGGCCCUCAUUGACACUCUAAGUAAAGGAAGUGGAAAUAUUAUGGACAGUCUCCCAGAGACUUCACGGCGAAAUUCACUUCAUCCACCACCAAAAACUGGCCUGACAUGGGAUGAAUACCUGCUGUAUGACUCUGACAGAUUGCCGCCAUUAGGCCGACCAAUGGUGCUUAAAGAAGACAGGAAAUCUGUUAAAGCCCAUGUAGCGAUGAGUGAAGAAUUCCCUCUUUCUGUUGACCUCAUCCUUAAAGUGCUAGAGGUUGUCGCUCCAUUUAAGCAUUUCAACAAGUUAAAAGAGUUUGUGGCAAUGAAACUUCCAGCUGGAUUUCCCGUCAGAAUAGAGAUACCAGUGUUUCCAACGAUCACAGCUCGUGUGACGUUCCAGGACUUUAAAUCCUGUAACAGCAUUCCCUCUUCAAUGUUCUUUAUACCUCGAGAUUACAAGGAGGAUCCUAAUCGGUUCCCAGAUUUGUAGACGGAAUGAAAUUUUACGACAUUGUUGUUCGUAUCUGUGCCCACAGAAUUUCCUGUUCGCCGAUAACACAAUACUAGGCAGGCCGCAAGUUUAUUAUUUAGCUUUUUACGACAAUCGAUUUUGCCUGCACUUGCUCGCUAUUACCAAGGCAGAAUAUACCGUCCUUCAAAUCAAUCGUAUUUAACAUUUUUGCUAUCGACAUAAACUCUAUUGUCAGACAAGUUAGAAAUAACAAUUUAUUCAAUUUUCGUGCGAGGAAAUUUGUAGAAAAUUGAAAAUGACCGUGAGCGUUUCUUUUCAAGGCUGUAAAAACAGUUUUUGUUUGUUGCACAUUUUAAGCGUUCAAAGCUAUAGUAAAAUGUUGCGCUUGCUAGUUUAGGAAUUUCGUGGGCUUCAAUUUAAGUAGUCUCCAAACUCGAUUCUGAAAGUAGUUCCUGUUUAGUUUUGGUAUUUAUUUUGUUCACUUUUGCGUUGUAUAAAUGCUUCCAACGUGUGUAAGAUAUAAUUUAACAGCUGAAUUUUGUGAUAUUUAUAUAUAACAAUCAUUCAUUCCCAAUACACGGUGCAAUUGUGUUUUCAAUCUAGUGGAAUGUUUGCAGUAUUGUAGUCAGGAGGAUAUAACGACCAAAGGAAAACCUAUUUUUAUAUUUAGCUUUAUAGGAGGGCGAUUGUAAUUUUUCUCUAAGUGGAACAUACGUUCCUAGCCAUUUCUUGUGAAUUAUGUGGUAAUAAUAUUGCUAUUAAAGUAGUUUUCUCAUUAAUAUG
This is a messenger RNA of Orbicella faveolata, 2713 nucleotides long. RefSeq names its product ankyrin repeat domain-containing protein 13C-like. Gene Ontology annotation, molecular function: signaling receptor binding. The record is from RefSeq and is a predicted model, not a curated record. Gene Ontology annotation, biological process: protein retention in ER lumen. Gene Ontology annotation, cellular component: cytoplasm. Lineage: Eukaryota; Metazoa; Cnidaria; Anthozoa; Scleractinia; Merulinidae.